Molecule: messenger RNA, 683 nt
Organism: Dioscorea cayenensis subsp. rotundata (Guinea yam)
Lineage: Eukaryota; Viridiplantae; Streptophyta; Magnoliopsida; Dioscoreales; Dioscoreaceae
Product: small nuclear ribonucleoprotein SmD1a
Exons: 4
Coding region: 84-428 (114 amino acids)
Biological process (GO): spliceosomal snRNP assembly; RNA processing
Cellular component (GO): U5 snRNP; catalytic step 2 spliceosome; pICln-Sm protein complex
Molecular function (GO): RNA binding
Source: RefSeq, a predicted model, not a curated record
GAGGCUUUUGAAGAAAGACGAGGGUUUUGGUUUUUGGCCGCGUUUCGAGCCCUAGCUUCGUCUCCGCCUUUCCUCUCCCUACUAUGAAGCUCGUCAGGUUUUUGAUGAAGCUCAACAAUGAGACGGUCUCUAUUGAACUCAAAAAUGGUACUAUCGUCCAUGGAACCAUCACAGGAGUGGAUAUUAGCAUGAAUACACACCUGAAGACUGUGAAACUAUCAUUGAAAGGGAAAAACCCAGUGAGUCUUGACCAUCUAAGUGUGAGGGGCAAUAACAUUCGGUACUAUAUUCUUCCUGACAGUUUGAACCUUGAAACCUUACUGGUUGAGGAAACACCGAGGGUCAAACCCAAGAAGCCAACUGCAGGGAGACCUUUGGGACGUGGUCGGGGUCGUGGACGUGGCCGGGGCCGUGGUAGGGGGCGUUAAAGCCUUGCGGCUGUGUGUUCAAUUUUUUGCAGCAACUGGGAAUAGGCUUAAACUAUAUGAUUGAAGCUUUAGGGCCGUGGUAGGGGGUGUUAAAGCCUUGUGGCUGUGUAUUAUCCUUAAAGCGGCCUUGAUGAACUUCAUGUUGUUGGUGUUGCUUUUAUAAUUAGUACUUGUUAUUGUAUUUUGUUUUCUGGAUGAUAUGCUUUGUUCUGAUCAAUUAGUAAUCUUGGCUCGGCAGUGAAUAUUUAAUUUCCA